AUGCCCUUACGGCUUCAGUCGUGCUGUCUUUUUUGUCACGGACAUUUGCUGGCCCCAGCUGUGUUUGCAAUACUCUUGUCAGACCUCUGUGUGCAGGUCAGUCGGGAGGUGUACCGAAGGAACGGCUUCCUCGUUGGCCGCACACAGGCCCCGAUACGAUCAAAGUCUUUGUCGCUUCAGAGCAUACUCUUUGCUGGAGAGGUGAUGAAAGCACCUCCAAUAACUGCGAUGAGGAAGAAGCCUCGCCAGUAUGAGAUGGCAUGGAAGACUCUGCCAGAGCGAAGGUUCGUUUUCGAUCCGAAAAGCUCCCUUCCUGUUCCACGAGGUGGCUGGGAUAUGCAUGACCCCAGCUGGCCAGACAUCUUUCCAACCGGACGGCGCGGAUUGGCGCCACUGCCCUUCGAGCAGCAAGCAGCAGAGGCGCGACUGUUUUGGCCACCAUUCGAUUGCAUGACCACAGCUCGAAAUGUGGUCAACAUGGCCUGCAAGCCGCUGCACAGGCGGUGGUUUCCGGAGCAGUUUCGCACCCCACAGUGCCCGCGUUGGGAGACGCUGUUUGCUGACCCAUGCCCCUCUAGCUGCUCCCGACGCUUCAGGUCCUCUCCACCAUCACCACCAGAGGAAAGGCAGAAGCGUGGCGCAUUCCAGGACGUGAUUGUGCAUCUGCUGCACUCCGGCCGAGCCAACGUGAUGGAGGAGCUUUAUCAAGUGGUCUGCGACUUCUUUGCCAGUCAGGGCCGUCAAGCAGCUAUUUCAGCUUCCCUGAGGCAAAUGCGCGAGGAUCAGGACCUCAAUCGCUUCAGAGCGAAACUUCGGAAGAUCUUGGCGCAGCACCUGAGUCCGGGAUCACUGAGUUCCAUCGUGGAUGCAGACCAUCUAAACGUGGAGGAGAUGCAGGCCCAUCUUUACGAUGCGCUGAGUCAGGAUGUUGACCUCGAGAUGGACAUGGGUGAACACGGAGGUACAUCUGGGUACUCGGAUAUGUUGCGGAUGAUGAGCGUGCAGCAGCAACGACCGCCGCAAGGAACGGAGGAGCGACCUUUGCAUGAGCGUCGGGUUAUGGACGUGCAGAUAGGUACCAUGGAAGAAGAUGCGUCAUGGAUUUCCGGUGACCUUCGAAGGCGAACCAGAGUCUUCAACAAUAACCAGGAGAAGCUGCUCUUCUUCCUCUCAGAGGAGGUGACCCGAACUCCCGCCGUCUUUGAGCAGGCGCAGAAGAACAGAGAUGCUCACCAAAAGAGGCUUAAUGAGAUGCUGGAAGAAACGCUGCGGCAAAUUAAGAAAUGCCGGGCACAUAUGCAGCAGAAGAAGAAACACGUUAUGGACACGACGAAGUCCUACACAGCAAAGUUUGACCACGAGCUCGCUGGUGCAGAGCGGGGUCUUCGCCGCGACUUGACCGAGGCUUUUGCCAGGAUGAAUGCCGUGGUGGAUGAGUUGGGAGUACGCAUGACUGAUGCAGAGGCGGCUCUCGUGCAGCAGCGAGAGGACCGCAAGCGGCAUAUCGAGUCUACCCUCGGCCCAAUCCGGGAUGAGUCACAACGGCUGUUCGAUGCCUUAGCAGCUGAGACCCGGGAAAGGCAGCUGCAAGAUCACAAGCGGGAGAAGAUUCUGGAGGAUGAGGUUGUGGAAAUCAACAAACUCAUCGACGAAGAGAAGUUUGAGCGUGAGCAGCAGUUGAUGACGUAUGAGCGAUGGGCAGAUGCAAUGCAGCAGCAGAUCGCGAAGAGCCAGUACCAACUCGAGAAGCAAGUGCGGGAUGUCACCAAAGAUAUCCGCACUGAGCAUCAGGGACAAGCCAAGAGUCGUGUCGAAACACAGCACGCUAUCGUUGACAGCAUUGCCUCCUUUAUACAUAAAUAUCGUGAGCAACUUGACAAGGAUGUUUCUUUGCAAAAUAUGUACAAGGUUUCCUGGACUCAUCCGACCGACGAGCCAACUCACGCACCAGACGCGUCGAAAAGCAUCUUGCUCAGCAACUUGCCGCUGACCGUGACUGAGUCUGAUGUUCGUGCAGUACUUUCCAACGGCUGUGGAGAAGUCCAAGAUGUGGAAAUGUGUGACGGCAUGGAAGACUGGAUGGAGUCCAUCCGCAGACCCGACGGCGGCCUCGACAGUGAGUCGACAGCGGAGGAUACCGCCAACUGCAGCGUGAGCAAAGCUGCGUCACCGUAUACUUUGCGCUACGCCCUUGUGGAAUUUCAGGACCUGAAUGCAAAGCGGCGCGCUACAAGGAAGCUGCCACGAUUGAACGGGAUCUUGUUCAAGGAGGUGCUGCGACUCAAGAAGAGGAAGACCUGGAAGGAUCAUAUCGUAGCUCGCCCAGCCUUCCCCCAGGAUGCCCGUUGGAAGAGAUCGCUCAUUCUGCGCGAUCUGCCACGCUUGCAGCCGAGCGAGGUCCUUGGGCACGUGGCAGCUGGACUGUCUGCGAACGGGAAGCAAUGUCGGCUCGAGCUGCUCAAUUGCGCAGCUUUUGUUCAGAAACUGAGCAUCUUGCAGCGCUUCAUUGUCGAGGGCAAGGAUGGCAACGUCGCUGCCGAUGCCGGGUCCGCUCCAGGUGAUAGCUCCAGUCAGACUGAGCUCCAGAACUCGUCGAACCCUACAUGGGCGGGACAGGGCACUGCACUGGUCCUGCGCUUUGCAUGCUUCGAGGCCAACAGCCUUGCCGCACAAUUCAGCAGGAUGCCCACUCCCACUCAUGGACACUUGCUGAUCCGCCCAGCUCCGUGUGCCAUGACUGUCAGAUGGUUUCCUGGUAGUGGAGUUCUGGGAGGGCUCCAAAGAGGGAUGUCAAUCUCCGGCCGGCCACAGGACCUAGUUACGGUGUCCCUCGAGUCGGUGGAGACGAGCAGCCGAAAACAUGUUCGAGACUGUCUGCGCGACGUGCCCUUUGCAGACUUUCGGCAGCCCUUUGGUUCCAACACCUCCGACGAAGCCAAGAUCGAAAGACACCGGCCUGGGGUGGCCUCUGCUGGUGAUACGCCGCGUUGGCGUGCAGGCCUGCUGAAGUCAUUCAACUUGUCGCUGGAGUUUCCAGAAAGCCUUGGCACCCCGACCGACUUGAUCUCAGGAGAUUCGUAUCUCUCUCGAGGUCCCCGCCACAGCAAGGACGAGGGUUCAGGCAAGCGGCGGGUCCAGUCCGUUCAAGGUGCUGUCUCCACCGGCUUACCAAGCAUUUCGGAAGACGUUCGUCGGACUGGAAGGAAGAAGGGUGCUUUGAGUGUUGAUGGGGCAGUCGAUAUUCCGGAUGUUGUUCGACCUGGCAGUGCCAGCGACAACUCUCUAAGUCUGGUCUCGCCGCGCCAGAGACCAUCAACCAGUGGGGGAGAAGACGGGCGCCGCGUCCAUGACGCAGUUCUGCUCAGCUCGAACGGAGAACCAGGUAGUGGCGGCGCCAGUGUUUUUUCCAGCGCAGAAGCAGACUGGAGGCCAGCAUCAUCGCACAUGAGAACAUCCUUGCUGGCCAAAGUUCUUCGGCCAUACACGGAAGGUAGUUCGCACUUGGACACAGUGGAGAACAUGGAGGUUUCUCAGGACGACGACGAGAACUUGCGCACAGAGAGCACGAGGACUCUGCGAGAAGAGUCUGACCAACAAUCCAGAAAGUUAAAGGUGAGGAAGGCUUGCACCUACGAUGCGAAUUUUGACCGGAAGCAGAAAGCAGUCGUCAACAUCCUUUUGGGUGAUGAGAGAGCGGUGGCCGUCAAGGACCAUCCAUCUCAAAGCGAUGUUGGCAAGAGGCGGCAGGACGCCGCCGCGCGGUCGAGGAGGCUGAAGGCGAUGUUGUCUGGGGCCGGGGAAGACGAUGAUCCUCCUGAAGCGAUGGAGGUCGCUUUUGCCCCGAGCACACCGCAGCCAGCUUUGGCCGAAGAAGCCUACUGGAAGACCCUUUGGGAGGCUUCGAGGUCAAUGAUGGAGGCAGAUUGCCCGGAGGUGUCAGCUGUGAAGAGCUCGGACUUGGCGGACUGGCAACUGCUGGAGCGAGGACUCGACGGUCCGAAACGAUGGCACAAUG
Messenger RNA from Symbiodinium sp. CCMP2592, 4015 nucleotides. The record is from the annotation of a GenBank genome assembly. NCBI's taxonomy places the organism in Eukaryota, Dinophyceae, Suessiales, Symbiodiniaceae.